UAUGCUUCUAUUUUCACCAUUUUCUCAAGAAUGACAGCCCUUUCGCCUGAAUAACUCAAUGCCCGCAGCUAUGCUAUCAUCAGUCUCGGCGUUAUGUGUCUUGUCACUCUCAUCAACCAUGUCGUCUUAAGCCCACCCCUGAAUCCACCACUAUAUACUACGCCCCAGCAGGCAACCGACGCUAUAGUCGGACGUAACCUGAGUUGCACUGCCUUACUUAUCAUUUGGGCUAUUGGUUUGCUUCAAUGGAGCGAAAAUCUUGCUAUGCUUUCAAUUCAUACAAGAAACCAGUCCCUUAUUUUCGGGCUUGUUGCGGGAAAUAUCUCCUUGGCCUACUUGCUUUUAACCCAGUCGCAUGCGCCAGCGCAGGCUUAUUUCAACUAUACCUUGUGGCCAGCCCAUUUGGGGCUCACCAUUGGGGCUUUCUUUUAGUUGAGCACUGUUUCGUAUUAGACCUGGAUGAUAUGGGCCUACCAUCAACCAUUCUAGCUUGCAUUAGCAUCUGUCGCACUUCCUGUGUAUAUGCGAACAGGAUAUCCAAGCAUCACAACACGACUACCAAAAUCCUGGAUCUUGCAUUGGAGAUGGUUUACGAACAUCACCGUGAAUCACUCUUAGGAUUGAAAGGUCUCUUGCCCCCAUCCGACGGAGAGAGGAGGCAUGUUUGUCUUGCAGGUCUAAGAUACCCUUUGUAAGAUUAAGGAUGAAGAAAUCUCCUCUUUUGACCUUACGUCUCCCGAUGUCAAAUCAGAACAAAGAGCAUUCCAAGGUGGAGUUAAGCGGUUGUGGACCUGGAGUAUCCUUUUUGAACAAUUAUUUUUUACAGUAUGCUUUCCAAAGAAGUCCCGUAAUUAUCAAUGCGGUAAAACAGAC
Messenger RNA from Aspergillus brunneoviolaceus CBS 621.78, 873 nucleotides. RefSeq lists its product as uncharacterized. The record is from RefSeq and is a predicted model, not a curated record. The coding region runs from base 246 to 695 and encodes 149 amino acids. The transcript has 3 exons. NCBI's taxonomy places the organism in Eukaryota, Fungi, Ascomycota, Eurotiomycetes, Eurotiales, Aspergillaceae.